Molecule: messenger RNA, 1873 nt
Organism: Alligator sinensis (Chinese alligator)
Lineage: Eukaryota; Metazoa; Chordata; Crocodylia; Alligatoridae
Gene: CUNH14orf93
Product: chromosome unknown C14orf93 homolog
Exons: 8
Coding region: 175-1851 (558 amino acids)
Source: RefSeq, a predicted model, not a curated record
CUGGCUGGGGGUGUAUGGGGCAGGUAGGGGGAAGGCCCUGGCUGGAGCCUGGGUAGAAGUUGUGCUAUGGCGUGGGCCUGACGCAGGGCCCCCUGGCAGGGCCCUGCUCAGGAAUGCGUGUGCAGCUGGGGCGUGUGCUUGCGUGUGUGUGCCCGCGUGCCACGGCCUCGGCCAAUGGGAGCAGGCGGGGGUGGGGCAGAGCGCGGGGGCCUAGCCCCCCCCCUUGUGCACACACGGCCACACGAAUACAAAGAGGCACCCGCGCGACCUUCCCUGCCACCUUCCUUCUGGCAGCGCCAUGGCCUCCCAUCUCUCUUCGCAGGCCUCUCCCAGGAGGCACCAGGUCCGGGUUUGCCCACAUGUGGAGCAUUAGCUGAGGAGCUCCUUUGCGCCAUGUCGUUCAGUGCCACCAUCUUGUUCUCGCCUCCCAAUGCCAACGAGGCCAAGUGCUGCUGCUGCACUUGCAAGAAGGAGCCGGGGGUGGAGGCGGGCUCAGGGGGCCCGCCACCCCCCUGCACCCCCAUCACCGUCUCUGGUCACGGCCUGGCAGUGCAGAACUCGGAGCAGCUCCUCCAUGUCAUCUACCAGCGUGUGGACAAGGCGGUGGGGCUGGCAGAGGCAGCCCUGGCUUUGGCCAAGGCCAACAACGAGGCCUUGAGGCGCCUAGAGGAGGAAGUGGGGGCACUAAGGAGAGGAGCCCCUGCUGCUGUCAAAGCCAGCCCCACACCAGCCCCCGAGGAGCUCCUGGAGGAUGAGGAGGAGGAGGAGGAGGAGGCUGAAGGCCUGCGAAACGGCGUCCAAGUGGUGAUCGAGGAGUUGAGGCAGCUGGGGGCGGCAGCAGGGCCACCUGGACGCCUGGCUUUCUCGCCCACGCAGCCUGCAGACGGCAGUCUCAGUGGGGUGCUGGAUGACCUGCCUCCUUCAGAUGUGCCCCCACAGCGAGCAGUGGUGCCAACCUACUCUGUCGCCCCCUCCCCUCCCGCCCAGCUGAUGGGGGAGCCCUCACCCUCGCCCUCCUACUCCGAGGAGCUGCCCCACAGUGCUGCCUUUGAGGUUGCCAGCCGGGGUGAACCCCGGUUCUCACUGGGCUUUGCCAGUGUCCCUUGCCGGAGCCGGGGCAAUGGGCCCAAGAACGCCAGGCGCAAGAGGGACCUGGUGCUGUCGAAGCUUGUCCAUAAUGUUCACAACCACAUCACCAACGAGAAGAGAUUCAACGGCUCUGAGAGAACCCAGGAGUCCUGGCUUCUGGCUGUCUUCUCCCACCUGCUGGAGAAACUGAGGCAGGAGCUGGUGACAAGUCAGCACAACUACACUGACAAGGAGCUGAAGGGUGCUUGUGUGGCCUACUUCCUCACCAAGCGGCGGGAAUACCGCAACUCCUUGAACCCUUUCAAGGGGUUGAAGGAGAAGGAGGAGAAGAAGUUACGGAGCCGGCGCUACCGGCUCUUUGCCAACCGCUCGGGGGUGGCACGGCUGCUGGGCCCAGAGGAGCAGCGGCUGUGGGAGGGGGUGACGGAGGAGCUGAUGUCAGACGAGGAGGACAGCCUCAGUGAGCCGGGGGUGUGGGUGGCGCGGCCCCCCCGCUUCCGCGCUGCUCCCCUCACCCAGCUCUGCUACCGCCUGGACAUCAACUCCAAGCACGGCGCUAAGGCCAAUAGGGUGUAUGGGCCGCCCUCAGAGCGGCUGCCCUCAGCUGAGGUCCAGCUGCUGCCCCCCCACCUCUACGACCCUCACUUCCAAGAGCAUGAGGAGGAGGGGGACACGGGCACCCCUCCCUACCCCCCGAGCAACAAGGCUUUCUGCCCCAACCUCAGCUCCUUCAUUGAGAUCAAAGUGGAGAAGGAUGAGUGAGCCGAGAGGGCUGCCCUGCAUC